AUGAGGCUGGCGGAGGUGCAGAGAGAUGGAGCGCGACUGAGAGUCCGCUUGGCCCGUUUGCAAUACGAGGCACAGGAGAAAGCCCAGGCACGUCAAGCUGAGAUAAAUCUGCGUUUGGAGGUACGCAGGCUUGAGAUUGAGGCAGAGACUCAGGUGAAGCUGAGACAGCUUGAUCUGGACGCAAUGAAAAUCGCUGCCGGUUCAGCUGUGCAGUCGACUCCAGGUCCAACCUCUGAUGUUCCUCCACGGUCUGAUUCGUCCCAGGGCGUUGAUUUUAUCCUUGGAAAUGAUCUAGCGGGGGGGAAAAUUUUGCCUGUGUUAGAAGUUGUUGAAAAGCCAGAUGCGUUCAGUCAAUUGGAUGUGUCACAUACUUACCCUGAAGUUUUUCCCGCAUGCGCUGUCACCCGCGCUCAGUCGCGUAAAGUGGGUGAUAUGGUUGAUUUGUCUGACUCUGUUUUUAUCACUCUUUUUUCUGGUGACGAAUUGUGUGCCGAUCAAAAAGUUGCUUACUUUCGGGAGAAUGAGUUAUUGAUGAGGAAGUGGUGUUCUAACACAAAUGAUUCAGAGUGGAAUGUUGUGUACCAGGUGGUCGUUCCUUUUCCUUAUCGUAAACAUGUGUUAUGUUUAGCGCAUGAUCAUCAGCUUGCAGGUCACUUAGGAAUUACAAAGACGUAUGAUAGGAUUCUGAGACAUUUUUUCUGGCCAGGCUUAAAGAAAGAUGUGGCUCAGUACUGCCGUACUUGUCAUACGUGUCAAACUGUUGGGAAGCCGAACCAGGUGAUUCGCCCCGCUCCUCUGUCUCCCAUACCAGCUAUUGGAGAGCCGUUCGAGCAUGUGCUCAUAGACUGUGUUGGGCCAUUGCCUAAAACUAAGUCGGGUAACCAGUUUCUGUUAACCAUAAUGUGCAUGGCCACUAGAUUUCCGGAAGCAAUUCCAUUAAGAAAAAUUACCGCGCCUGUUAUCAUCAAAGCAUUGGUGAAAUUUUUUUCUACUUUCGGUCUUCCGAAAAUAGUACAAAGUGAUCAGGGCACGAAUUUUUUAUCAAAACUUUUUAGACAAGUACUGGAGUCGUUGUCAAUAUCUCACCGAGUCUCAAGUGCGUACCACCCACAAAGCCAGGGCGCACUUGAACGGUUUCACCAGACACUUAAGUCGAUGCUGAAGAAGUAUUGCCUGGAAACUGCUAGAGACUGGGACGAGGGAGUUUCCUUAGUAUUAUUCGCUGUAAGAGAGACUGUACAGGAAUCUCUUGGUUUUAGUCCAGCCGAUCUCGUAUUCGGACAUCAGCUGAGAGGACCUUUGAAAGUUUUUAAAGAUCACAUUUUGAGCAGUGUUCCGGGUCCUCGCACUAAUGUACUGGAUUAUGUCAGUAAUUUUCGAGAUCGUUUGCAUACUGCUUGGUCACUGGCUAAAGAAUCUCUAGAAAAUGCUCAAAAAGGCAUGAAGCGCAAAUAUGAUCAGAAAGCAGUUGCGCGUUCAUUUUCGCCUGGUGAUAAAGUGUUGGUGCUUUUACCUGUUCCUGGAUCAUCUUUGUCUGCCCGUUUCUUUGGUCCUUAUGUGGUGAAACAGAAAAUGAGUGAAACUGAUUAUAUGCUGUACACACCUGACAGAAAACGUCAAACCCGAGUUUGUCACAUAAACAUGAUAAAAGCUUACCAUGACAGGGAGAUGCCUGAGGUGAAAGCUUCAGAUGAAACUGCAGGGCCCGCGGUCUCUUCUGUCGCAAUAGCCGUGGAACUGAAACCAUUUUCUGGUAUCUCAGGGGCUGACGAGGAUGGUGUCGUGCUUCGCAACGCUCCUCAGCAGUGCGCAAGGUUAGCUAACUCAGAAAUUUUAGAAGAUCUUCACUCGUAUCUCAAUCAUUUAACUGCUGACCAGGAAACUGACAUUGUUCAAAUAAUAUUCGAUUUUAAUUGUCUGUUUAGUGAUGUUCCUAAACAAACAAAUGUCUUACAGCAUGAUAUUGUUGUAAACGGUGCUCGUCCUAUUAAGCAAAAUGCUUAUCGCAUAAAUGCAGUCAAGAAAUCUAUUAUGCGUCAAGAAGUGAAUUAUCUGCUUGAAAAUGACUUAGCCAGACCUAGUUGCAGUCCCUGGAGCUCUCCUUGUCUCCUUGUGCCUAAACCUGACGGUACGUUUAGGUUUUGCACUGAUUUUCGAAAAGUGAACGCCGUAACGGUGCCAGACAGUUAUCCGUUACCCCGCAUGGAGGACUGUGUUGAUAAUCUGGGGUCUGCUCGUUUUGUUACUAAGCUGGAUAUGUUGAAGGGGUACUGGCAGGUACCACUUACUUCACAAGCGUCAGACAUUUCAGCAUUUGUAACACCAGAUAAGUUCCUUCAAUAUACAGCGAUGGCUUUCGGACUCAGAAACGCUCCAGCCACUUUUCAGCGUCUUGUAAAUAUCGUCUUGGCUGAUGUACCGAAUUGCAAUGCAUAUCUUGAUGAUUUAGUGUUAUAUUCUGUGACUUGGGAGGAACAUGUGAGUUUGUUGAGAACGGUGUUCGAACGUCUACGUGCAGCUAAUUUAACUCUCAACUUGGCAAAGUGUGAGUUUGGUCGAGCGACUGUCACUUAUUUGGGUAAAGAGGUUGGACAAGGCUACGUACGACCAGUGGAAGUGAAGGUUACUGCUAUUGCAGAGUUUCCAGUCCCUGCGACUCGACGAGAGUUGCGAAGAUUUCUAGGUAUGGCUGGUUAUUACCGCAGUUUCUGUAAAAAUUUCUCAACCGUUGUUACCCCUCUCACUUCAUUACUUUGUCCAUCUAAAAAAUUUGAAUGGUCUGUGGAGUGUCAGAAUGCUUUCGAUUGCGUUAAAAUGCUUUUAUGUAAUGCACCUGUUCUCGUUGCACCUGAUUGCUCCCGUACUUUUAAACUCGAGGUAGAUGCAAGUGCUGUUGGAGCCGGAGCUGUCCUUCUUCAGGAGGAUAUAAAUGGUAUAGACCAUCCGGUUUGCGUCAUCUCUUGUCCGCUGUUGGUUGAGAGCGAUGUCAAUCUUCAUUCACAUCAUGACGUCAUCUCCCUCCCGUGGCCUAUCAAGUUCAACCUACGAGUUUAA
This is a messenger RNA of Pimephales promelas (fathead minnow), 3054 nucleotides long. The record is from RefSeq and is a predicted model, not a curated record. NCBI's taxonomy places the organism in Eukaryota, Metazoa, Chordata, Actinopteri, Cypriniformes, Leuciscidae.